AGACUUGUUGGAGGAUGGCUUAUAAAUUGCACUGGAGUGGUACAAAAUCCAUCCCUGUUGCAGACACGAUAUUUUGUGGAUCAUCGGAAAGUGCGAGUGAUUGGAGGACAUGGCGGAGGAGGGGGCCAUUCUUUUUAUAGUGAGCCCAGAAAAGAAUUUGGAGGUCCUGAUGGUGGAAACGGAGGUGAUGGGGGUCAUGUCAUUUUCAAAGCUGACCGCCAAAUCAAAUCACUUUCUUCAAUCCUCCCCUUCUAUCAAGGCUUUCAUGGACAGAAAGGAGGAAGCAAAAACUGCUAUGGAUCCAACGGUGCAUACAUGUACGUUAAAGUCCCUGUAGGUACAUUGGUUAAGGAGGAUGGGAAAGUUGUGGCUGACUUCACUCGACAUGGUGAAGAGUAUGUUGCUGCUUAUGGGGGAGCUGGAGGAAAAGGUAAUCGCUUUUUUCUUUCCAAUGAGAACCGAGCUCCAACCUUCUUUACUCCUGGAGAGCCAGGCCAGGAAAGAGUCCUCCACUUGGAACUCAAGACAACAGCACAUGCAGGAUUGGUGGGUUUUCCCAAUGCUGGGAAAUCAUCGCUUUUGAGAGCAAUCUCCAAUGCAAAGCCAGCAGUGGCUGCCUACCCAUUCACAACCCUAAACCCUCAUGUUGGCAUUGUUCACUAUGAGGACUAUGAGCAAGUAGCAGUUGCUGAUAUUCCUGGCCUAAUAAGAGGUGCUCAUCAAAACAGGGGCCUCGGGAUGGCCUUCCUAAGGCACAUUGAACGCUGUCGUUUUCUCCUGUACGUGGUGGAUUUGUCUGAAUCUCAGCCUUGGAUUCAGCUACAAGACUUAAAAUAUGAACUGGAACAAUAUAGAAAAGGACUGUCCAAGAUUCCAUGUGUUGUCAUUGGGAAUAAGAUUGACCUUGCCCAGUCCAGGAUUAAUUUGCCACUUCUCAGAGAACAAGUAGAUGACCGGGUCAUUGCGUUGUCUGCACUGACAGGUGACAACCUAGAGGAAUUAUUGCUGCAUUUGAAAGAACUGUAUGACAGUUAUGUGAAAAGAGAACAAUCACAAGGGAAAAGCCCAAUCAAGUGGUAGGACGCAGAACUACAGUGAGCCAUAAU
Tinamus guttatus (white-throated tinamou) is the source of this 1106-nucleotide messenger RNA. Lineage: Eukaryota; Metazoa; Chordata; Aves; Tinamiformes; Tinamidae. The record is from RefSeq and is a predicted model, not a curated record.